GGCCCCGCUAUCUUGAUAUUCAAUAAUGCAAGGUUCAAGGAAUCCGAUUUUGAAUCGCUUAUGCAAAUCUGCGUUGGUGGAAAACAAGAUGACGAUAAAAAGAUUGGGAAACAUGGAUUAGGUUUUAAUUCAUGCUAUCAUUUUACCGAUGUUCCGGAUUUCAUUAGCGGAGAUUUUAUUGCGUUUUUGGAUCCUCAAGAGAAAUACUUAAACAAACGUGGUACUAUUGGUUCUCUUCCAAGGAAUGGUAUAUCAGAAUUCACUGAACAAGAUCAAUUGGUUCAUCGAUUUUCGUUCGAGACACACUUUCGAAUACCACUUCUGAAAGAAAAAAAGUGA
Molecule: messenger RNA, 339 nt
Organism: Funneliformis caledonium
Lineage: Eukaryota; Fungi; Glomeromycota; Glomeromycetes; Glomerales; Glomeraceae
Source: the annotation of a GenBank genome assembly